AAGUGUUCUAUGUCGCGAAGCGUCGGAUAAUUUGCCACAGUGAGAAGCGAUUGCCAUGACGUACGUGAGCGGGGGCGACGUAGUGGCCAAGCGCUCGCCGUGGCGUCUGUCCAUCGUGACCGACAUGUUCUGGGGCGUCGUUAACUUCGUAGGACUCUUCGUGACAUCGAUCUUCUCGGAUCCAUCGACUGCUACACGUCCUAACAGCAACAUCAGCCAAGGAUCGACUUCAAACCGCGGCAUAGGCGGCAAUGGACGCGGAGGGCCGCGUCGAAUGGGAGGAAUUAACCAUCGCGGCACCAUCAACCAGCCAAUGGGCGGAGGAUGCUGUGGCUAAAACUGUCAAAGUUUGUAAGCCAAGCAACUUCUCUUCGAUAUCCUGCAUAAAGCAGCAUAAUGAAUGCAAGUAUACAAACUGUCACAGGUUUGGCUACAUGCAGCAUAUAUUAUGUGAUCUAUGAAGAG
This is a messenger RNA of Phytophthora nicotianae INRA-310, 465 nucleotides long. RefSeq lists its product as hypothetical. The coding region runs from base 56 to 337 and encodes 93 amino acids. Gene Ontology annotation, biological process: endoplasmic reticulum calcium ion homeostasis; calcium ion transport. The transcript has 4 exons. Gene Ontology annotation, cellular component: Golgi apparatus; endoplasmic reticulum membrane. The record is from RefSeq and is a predicted model, not a curated record. NCBI's taxonomy places the organism in Eukaryota, Oomycota, Peronosporomycetes, Peronosporales, Peronosporaceae.